AGGCGGCCACGCUCUGCGUCGCGGCGUCCCGGCCUCCGGGUCUCCCUCCCGCCCGCCGUCUCGGCUGAUGCUGAGGGUCGGUGCCCAUCCCGCGCCGAGGGGACCCGGCCGGGCCGCGGAGCCGGGCCGGGGGCCGGAGCCGGAGCCCGAGCCCGAGCCUGCGCUCGCGGCGCUCGUCAGAAGUUAAGGUCUGCGCGGGGCGGCCAUUGGCGGCGGAGCGUCACGUGACUGCGGGGGCGUGCCAAUGUGCGCCCUCGCGGGUGUCAAGCCCCUGUCAGAGUGUGCGAUCAAGAUCGUGAAACAACGCGAUGCAAAAAGCGACCUACUACGACAGCUCGGCGAUCUACGGUGGCUACCCCUACCAGGCUGCCAACGGGUUCGCUUAUAAUGCCAGCCAGCAGCCGUACUCGGCGUCUGCGGCACUGGGCGCCGAGGGCGAGUACCACCGACCCGCCUGUUCACUCCAAUCACCCGCCAGCGCUGGGGGCCACCCCAAGGCGCACGAGCUGAGUGAGGCAUGUCUGCACACCCUGAGCGGCCCGCCCAGCCAGCCCCCAGGCCUGGGCGAGCCGCCCCUGGCCCCACCGCCGCCCCAGGCCGCGCCCCCUGCCCCUCAGCAGCCUCAACCACCACAGCAGCCCCCUGCUCCAGCUCCUGCCGCGCCCCCGCCCCCCUCUUCAGUCUCCCCACCUCAGAAUGCCAGCAGCAACCCCACCCCUGCCAGCGCGGCCAAGAGCCCCCUACUCAACUCGCCCACCGUGGCCAAACAAAUCUUCCCCUGGAUGAAGGAGUCUCGCCAGAACACAAAGCAGAAAACCAGCGGCUCCAGCUCAGGGGAGAGCUGCGCAGGCGACAAGAGUCCGCCUGGGCAGGCAUCCUCCAAGCGGGCGCGCACGGCCUACACGAGCGCGCAGCUGGUGGAGCUGGAGAAGGAAUUCCACUUCAACCGCUACCUGUGCCGGCCACGCCGGGUGGAGAUGGCCAACCUGCUGAACCUCACCGAGCGCCAGAUCAAGAUCUGGUUCCAGAACCGCCGCAUGAAGUACAAGAAGGAUCAGAAGGGCAAGGGCAUGCUGACGUCAUCAGGGGGCCAGUCCCCAAGUCGCAGCCCUGUGCCCCCAGGCGCAGGCGGCUAUCUGAACUCUAUGCAUUCACUGGUCAACAGUGUCCCCUACGAGCCCCAGUCGCCCCCGCCUUUCUCCAAGCCCCCCCAGGGCGCCUAUGGGCUGCCCCCCGCCUCCUAUCCCGCACCCCUGCCCAGCUGCGCGCCGCCGCCCCCGCAGAAGCGCUACACAGCGGCCGGGGCAGGGGCAGGGGGCACACCCGACUAUGACCCGCACGCGCAUGGCCUGCAGGGCAACGGCAGCUAUGGGACCCCACACUUACAGGGAAGCCCCGUCUUCGUAGGGGGCAGCUAUGUGGAGCCCCUGAGCAACUCUGGGCCGGCCCUCUACGGCCUAACUCACCUCCCUCACGCCGCCUCGGCCGCCAUGGACUACGGGGGUGCUGGGCCGCUGGGCAGCGGCCACCAUCACGGGCCCGGACCAGGGGAGCCGCACCCCACCUACACGGACCUUACCGCCCACCAUCCUUCUCAGGGAAGAAUUCAGGAAGCCCCCAAGCUCACCCACCUGUGAUGGUGGGCUCGGGGCUGUGCGCCAGGAGAGCCCCCCUCCCCUUUCCUCUUCCUUUGCUUUUUCUGUUUUAAGGUUCUCCCUGCCCCUCCCUUUUCUCUCUCCUCUGCUCCCUCCCCUCUCCCCGUUUUGUUUUCUUUGGUAACGCGUUUUUAUAGUUUUUGUGACGUAGCAAUCUUGGUUGCUGGAAUGGCUGUCAGUAUCAGUAGCGAUAUUUAUCUCCUCCCGCCCCUCGUCGGCCGCUGGCCCUGCACCCUUUACCUUCUCUACUCUUUGAUCAGAAACAGGGUAUAUGAACAAAUUUUCUAGCCGAGUUCUUCAAUGUGAAUUUGUUCGUACAUUAUGGCUCCCGAGGGGACGCGAUUACUUUUGUUUUUUUUAAGUUUAGUUUUUUAAUUGCACUUCUUGUAAAGAGCGAGAAAAAAAUCAAAGGCGCUUUGAAACAGGGACUCCCUGUACAAGGAUAACUAAGUGUACGUCCUUUCGUGUGUGUAUGCUGGUGAACAGUCAGAUUUAUUUAUAUUUUUUUUGCAAGCAUUGAAUAAUCUAAGUUUUAAAUAUUAUUUAUCCCCAUCCGUUCGUAUUUAUAUUAAAGAAAUUCUGUACCCUGAUUGUUCAGAAGGUUUCUUGGGCCUUUUGUUCAAUAGUGUAUUGGCGUACAUAGGAAAUUUUUUAUUUGAAAGGGAAAUGUAAUUCCUUUAUAAAAAAAAAACGGUAAUGAUGCAAUAAUACCAGAGAGGAUCCAGCUUUCGAAAAGCAGUGAUUUAAUUUGUAACAUCCGGCGAAACUGAAGAAAACAAUCUGUAAACGUGAAAAAUGCUACAUUUGUUUUGAGAGUUCUACAUUCCUUGCUGCUCACACUCUGAGAAACAAAACAAAAAAUAAUAAAGUUUUUAUUCUGAAUAA
Molecule: messenger RNA, 2540 nt
Organism: Pteronotus mesoamericanus
Lineage: Eukaryota; Metazoa; Chordata; Mammalia; Chiroptera; Mormoopidae
Gene: HOXA3
Product: homeobox A3
Exons: 3
Coding region: 309-1637 (442 amino acids)
Biological process (GO): embryonic skeletal system morphogenesis; anterior/posterior pattern specification; regulation of transcription by RNA polymerase II
Cellular component (GO): nucleus
Molecular function (GO): RNA polymerase II cis-regulatory region sequence-specific DNA binding; DNA-binding transcription factor activity, RNA polymerase II-specific
Source: RefSeq, a predicted model, not a curated record